AUGGUGCACUUCUACACCGCCAUCUUUGAGUCCGUCCUCAUAUCCUCCAUCACCAUCUGUUGUAAGAGACAGUGGGAUGCCACAACAGCACCACACCGGCCCCACUGGCAGGCAGGCAAGAAUCCCAGCAGCCAGGAGGCCAAGGCCAGUUUCCUGAAGUGGCUGCAGACACGUGCAGAUCAAAAUGGCCUCCUGACAUUGUCUAAGACAUCCCUCAGGAUAGUGUCCUGUUCUGAGCUCCAGGAUGGUCCUUUACUGCCUCAGGGCUCUCAGGCCCUGGUCACCAACUCCUCAGAGUCCCAGAGUUGGGCACAGUUCAGUAUGGAGACCUACAGCAAGAACCUGAAGACCAGCCUAUUGGGGCGCACCCUGCUGUACGCUGAGGAGGCCAAGGCCAGUUUCCUGAAGUGGCUGCAGACACGUGCAGAUCAAAAUGGCCUCCUGACAUUGUCUAAGACAUCCCUCAGGAUAGUGUCCUGUUCUGAGCUCCAGGAUGGUCCUUUACUGCCUCAGGGCUCUCAGGCCCUGGUCACCAACUCCUCAGAGUCCCAGAGUUGGGCACAGUUCAGUAUGGAGACCUACAGCAAGAACCUGAAGACCAGCCUAUUGGGGCGCACCCUGCUGUACGCUGAGGUUGUCACAUCUACCAUGGACCUGUUAGAAGGGCUGACUCUGCACUUACCAAAGGACGUGAGUUUGAUAGCGGUAGCUGCCCAACAAAACCAGGGCAGAGGUCGUGGCAGGAAUGCCUGGCUAAGCCCUCAGGGUUGUGCCAUGUUCACUCUGGGGGUCCAGGUUGAGCUGAGCUCCAGGCUCGGACAGAGGAUUCCCUUUCUGCAGCAUCUGGUUGCUCUGGCGGUGGUGGAGGCUGUUCGCACCCUUCCUGGAUACCAGGACAUAGACCUGAGGGUGAAGUGGCCCAAUGACAUCUACUACAGUAACCUGAUGAAGCUUGGGGGAGUACUGGUGACUUCCACUGUAAUAGGAUCAACCUUUCAUCUGCUCAUAGGCUGCGGGUUCAAUGUGACAAACAGUAACCCAACAGUGUGCAUCAAUGACCUGAUCCAGCAGUACAACAUACAGCAUAACUGCAGUCUGCAGCCGCUGAGCUGCGCUCAGCUCAUUGCUCGGACUGUCAGCUGCUUGGAGGCUCUCAUCAGCAGCUUCCAACAAGGAGGUCCAGAUGCCGUCCUACCCAUCUACUACAAGAGAUGGCUUCACAGUGGGACUCAGGUGCGUCUCUGGAGUGAGGACGGGCUGGAGGCUGAGGUGGUGGGUCUGGACUGCAAUGGCUUCCUUCAAGUGCACAGCAAGGAGCAGGGCGUGGUCUCAGUGGAGCCUGAUGGAAACUCUUUCGACAUGUUGAGGAACCUAGUGGUCAUCAAGCAGCGUUAGGACCAAACUCUCUUUCAGCUUAUUCAUGUUAUUUAGUCGGAAAAAUGUAACUAUAAAAACUACAAUAAUGUACUAGGUUUUCUAAUUGAUCAAUACAUUGUUAAAUAUGUUACUGGUUUAAAGUGGGAGUAUUGGGUAGCUUCUCCUUAUGUUAACAUGACCUACAUUUAAAUUAGUUAGGGUUGUUGGAAAACCUGCAGAUUUGGGACCACCCAUUCAAACCAUUAUCUAAUAACUUGUACUACUUUCAUGAUUAUCAUUGCAGCCUUUUCUGUGCAAAAUAAAAAUUUCCCCAGAAA
This is a messenger RNA of Micropterus dolomieu (smallmouth bass), 1694 nucleotides long. RefSeq names its product biotin--protein ligase-like. Bases 1 to 1395 code for a protein of 464 amino acids. NCBI's taxonomy places the organism in Eukaryota, Metazoa, Chordata, Actinopteri, Centrarchiformes, Centrarchidae. The record is from RefSeq and is a predicted model, not a curated record. The transcript has 9 exons. Gene Ontology annotation, biological process: protein modification process. Gene Ontology annotation, cellular component: cytoplasm. Gene Ontology annotation, molecular function: biotin--[biotin carboxyl-carrier protein] ligase activity.